GAACUUUAAGCUGAUAUCUCAAGUCUUAAUGGAAGCAACAUCACAGCAAUUUAUGUCUCAGAGUUACCUUAACGCUCAAGAAACCGCGACAAGGGCAACGAAAAAUUACCUAACUUCGCUCCAUUCGACCCGAAAACAACCUUCAAAGCCCUUGAAGAGGCCUGCAAUAUCAUCAUCAUCCCCUUUGAAUCCAAUGCACCCCCAUGUCUACCGAGUUGAGCCAGUAAACUUCAAAGAGUUGGUUCAGAGGCUAACCGGUGCACCUGAGCAAGAGGCUGUGCAGCCUGAGCCGCUCAAGAGUUUGGAUGAUGCAGCAAAGCAGAGUUCUUCAUCAUUUGCGUUUGAUCCGUCAUCUUCUUGGGGAGAUCUCUCAUUUCAAAAUCCUCCAAAUCUUUCCAGAUGGUAGCUAAUAACAUUUCAUCUACCUGCUUAACAUUCUUGUAUUUUUUUUCAAUAAACCAGAAAGAUGUAA
Arabidopsis arenosa is the source of this 472-nucleotide messenger RNA. Lineage: Eukaryota; Viridiplantae; Streptophyta; Magnoliopsida; Brassicales; Brassicaceae. The record is from the annotation of a GenBank genome assembly.